This is a messenger RNA of Pogoniulus pusillus (Red-fronted tinkerbird), 751 nucleotides long. RefSeq names its product protein disulfide-isomerase TMX3-like. The transcript is spliced from 5 exons. Gene Ontology annotation, biological process: peptidyl-cysteine oxidation. The record is from RefSeq and is a predicted model, not a curated record. Gene Ontology annotation, cellular component: cell surface; endoplasmic reticulum. Bases 16 to 480 code for a protein of 154 amino acids. Lineage: Eukaryota; Metazoa; Chordata; Aves; Piciformes; Lybiidae. Gene Ontology annotation, molecular function: protein disulfide isomerase activity.
GAGGCUAAAGCCUGCAUGUCUGGACCCUCAUCGGGAAAAAGGGACUCCCUACCAAGCUACAGACUCGAGCUGACCAUCCGUACUACCGUCGCCUUGAAUGCCUCCAACCAGCAGUGUUUGCUGCCAGACAGACACCUUGAGAAGACAGAGGACAUGGUUAAGUUCAUGAAGGAUAUCUUGGAUGGUGCUGCUGAAGCACAGGCUGGUGAUGGACUUCUGCAACGAAGCAAGAGAGUCAUCUAUGAGGCCAAGGCUGCUGUAAUGAUAAACAAAGAGCAAGUGCGACUGAAAGAGCUUUGCAGAAAGCAGGAGUCAGCCACCUGCCACCCAUCCCCUCCUGAUCCCAACCCCAGAAACCCAAAGCAGCACUUGGCACAGGAGGUCUCUCGUGUUGCAGUCUCACCUUCACGCCCUGGAAUACUUUGCUUCAGCCAGCAGCAUGGGGUUGGAUACCAACAGCAGAGUCGACUUAACCUGUGACUAAGUGGACUUUAAGUGUUCUGACUCCACAGUAGAACUUGAUAAAGAAAGAUGUGAAUGGAAGCAGGCUCUGACUGCUCUGUGUAACUGAUGAGAAGCUUUCUGAAGGAGGUGAAUUUGUUUUACAGCCCUUCACUCAGCUGGUUACAGAUCUUCAAGGUAGCUGCUGGUGCAGUGUCUGUUGGAGACUGUUAGCCACUCUGAAGGAGGGAGUUAGUGGAGCAUCAUAGGAACAUGUAGAGAGAUUGGUCAGUAAAAGGCAUUUGUGUUA